CUCCAGGAGCACAUGCACCAUCUCCGGCGGCACCACCCACUCCGUGCAUGACCGUGCGUGUCAGUACCCGAUCGAUACGUCAGGUGACCCCCUCCCCGUAUAGACCCUCGUCCCUCUCUCCCUGUCUCUCCCCCUCUCCAGCUGGAUAAAAUCUCCGGUUAGCCGCCGGCGUGCUUUCUGAUCAGUUAGUUAGUACUGCGCGUGAUGGUGCGGGGGAAGACGGUGAUCGAGAGGAUCGAAGACACGACGAGCCGGCAGGUGACCUUCUCCAAGAGGAAGGGCGGGCUGUUCAAGAAGGCCAGGGAGCUGGGUGUCCUCUGCGACGCCCAGGUAGGGAUCCUCCUCUUCUCCAACACCGGGCGCCUCUAUGAGUACUCCAACUCCACCUCCGGAGUUAAUUCCAUAAUUGAAAGAUACCAAAAGGUUAAGGAGGGCCAACAAUUCAUGAGUGCGAGCGCUGAGGCUAAGUUUUGGCAAGCGGAGGCAGAGCGUCUGAGGCAACAACUACAGAACUUGCACGAGGAACAUAGACAGUUGUUGGGACAAAAUCUACCUGGCUUAGGUUUGGAAGGCUUGAAGGGUUUAGAGAACCAACUGGAAACAAGCAUACAUAACAUUAGGCUAACAAAGGACAAGCUUAUUAUUGAUAAAAUUGAAGAGUUAAACAAGAAGGAAAGCCUUGUAUACCAGGAAAAUAUCGAGUUACACAAGAAACUUAACAUCAUUCGUCGAGAGAAUAUGGAUUUGCAAAACAAGUUAAAUCGCCAGGUUGAAGUAAACGGGAUUAUUACAAGUUCUACUAGCCAGUACAAUAUUGCUGCUCGAAUUGAUCCAGUUCAUUUGGAACUCAGCCAUCCCGACCAUGCAGAAAGGAAUGAGCAACCACAAUCACCAACGCUGUGUUUAUGACUAGCAGCUGACGGAUUCAUAAAUAAGAGGCUCGAAGUUUCUACAAGGACCACCGGAAGGUCGAGGAUUCAUGUGCCAAUUCUGUUUCUAAAUCAAGUGUGGAAGUUCAUGUUUCCAUUGGGACGAUUGAUGUGCUAUGUCUACCAAUGUAUUGUAAAAAUAAACUACCAUUGGGAGAUUGGUAGUGGCUCCAUGUAUUUUUUUUUCUUGUUAUUAAGAAAGCAACAAGAAUAUGCUGUGUUGAAUCCGGGAUGCAUAAACUUGCAUUCAAAUAAAAUAAU
Molecule: messenger RNA, 1190 nt
Organism: Hordeum vulgare subsp. vulgare (domesticated barley)
Lineage: Eukaryota; Viridiplantae; Streptophyta; Magnoliopsida; Poales; Poaceae
Product: MADS-box transcription factor 23-like
Exons: 8
Coding region: 205-909 (234 amino acids)
Biological process (GO): positive regulation of transcription by RNA polymerase II
Cellular component (GO): nucleus
Molecular function (GO): protein dimerization activity; DNA-binding transcription factor activity, RNA polymerase II-specific; RNA polymerase II cis-regulatory region sequence-specific DNA binding
Source: RefSeq, a predicted model, not a curated record